AUGACUGUUGUUCAAACCUAUGUUGAAAAUCAAGCAAAAGUAUCCUUAUCAAGACGUAUAGCAACAUAUAUUUCUUCAAUGAAUCUGACGAAAAUAUUUCGUCGUCAUCAUCAUCACCAUCACCACGAUACACGUGAAUCGACUUCACCCGUUCGCAAACCACUGGAAAGAUCCUCGGACAAUCAUGAUCAUCAUCGAUACAAUCGACCAUUCUCGUACCACAUUCCCAAAACGGAACAAUCAUCAACGAAAGCGAUCAAUAUAAUUCCUUAUCGAAUUGGUCUGUCUAGUGAUAGUUCACUGGUAAACAAUGCUUCAGCACAUGACAAUGACGAGAUUAUUCGCUUACCCAUGAAGAACGGGAAAGAUUAUAAAAACCGUCGUUAUUCAUCACAAUUGAAUGCUAACAAACGAUGGUUAUUUCGAUCAAUGGAAACACUCGACGGGUGGAAAGGGAAAGUCUUUGCACAGAAAGUCCGAACAAUAUCAAAUUCUAGUCAAUCUCGAUCACGUAGUGUAGAGAAUUUAGCUGAUAAAAAUUCAAAGGAGAAUAUGUUAGCCAAUUCGAAUGGUUCAAAAAUAAAACAUCAACGUGCUCCUUCACCUAAUCGAAGUAUUGAAACGAUUACCAAUCGCGUAAUGCAUAGUAUGGGUAUUCAUCGAAAAUCGGCUGCUUCAAUACCUAAUAUAACACGUAGUCCAGCAUUAACUAUUCAAAAGCAAUCAUCAUCGACGCACUUCCUCAACGGGCAUUAUCCAACACAGAGACAAUCGAACAAUGAAAUGAAUCCAUCGGCUAUCCUCGAUUUUCGUGAAAUAUCUUCACUUGGUUUUUCACAAUCGCGAUCACCGUUGACCAAUGAUCAAGAAAAUAUGUCCUUAUCACCCUCGGAAGAUAAUCCUAACCAUAUGAAUAGUGACAGAGAUGAAAAUGACGAUAUCACAAGUGAUUUAUCAUUCAUUGUGAAUGGUCAUGAUAAUAAUGGAAUUGAUGAAACACAUGAUCCAUGGGAUUUUAGUAUUUCAUGGAUCGAUUCUCUCAAAGAGCAACAAUCUCCACAUCGAAAAAUUCAAUUUUAUGAAAAUCUUAUCAAACUACUCGAACAGGAUACACUAAAUAUCGAUGAAUUACUCGUUUUACGUAAAAUUCUCGCCAAAAUCUGGCCAACUGACGAGUCAACGUCAACAGCAGCAUCAGACUUCAACAAUCCGAUCAAUUGUCUAGACUCCAAACUUUCAGGUACAAAGUCUCUUCAUGCUCCGAAUCAAAUUAAACGGCGAUCAAAAUUAUCAACACUGACACAUCAUACAGCUCAACGAUGCUCAACAAUUCUCGAAAAAACGCCCCUCGUUUACGAAGCAUUACACGAACAGAAGAGUGGACAUAAAACCAUUCCAGCGUCACUCUUGGUUGCAGCUAAAGCAAAACCUUGCGUAAUUGAAAAUAAUGCUAGUAGCAAUCCAUCGAGUUCAAAUUUUGAUCCUUCGUAUCCACAGCAUUUGAAUCCAUUUCAUGAUGAAACGGAUGUAACUCCGCCAGAUUCAUCCAAAGAAACAAAUCAGCACAAUCAUGAAUCGAUUCGCCGCUAUUUCGAGCGAUUAACACUUCUUGAAACAAUCUACGAGAAAUUGAAUAUUGAAUCUAAUCGAACAUCAGCCAAUCCGCAGAUCUCCAAAUCAGAAAAUAUUACGCAAAAACGUUAUUCAUUUGAAAAGCACAAAGAAGAAAUGAUCGAUCAUUCCUAUCCAUCGGUGUCAUCGAAUAAACCCGAUACGAAUAAAACAAUACCAAGUCGAAUUUUUGAAAUGAAUGUGGAUGGUAACGGUAGUAUCAGUAGUCGUAAAAGUUCGAUUAAACGUCGAGCACCUACUGCCCCACAUAUAUCUCAAAACAAUGAGCAUCAUUCAAAAACUCCUCCUAUGUUUACCUUAUCCUCAGCGGAUGUCAACGAUGCAACGACAAAACUCAGCCAAGAGACUAUUAUUCCAAUUCAAAUUCAGUCUCAUAAGGACAAAACUUCUAAUCAAAUUAGCCUAACAGAAAGAGUCUCAUCUCCAGCAUACAAUCUUGCAGCAUCAUGUGAUGAUGAUGGGCAUAUUUUUGUCUACGAUGUUACUCCAACUCAAACGCUGAAACAUUCCAACGACGAACAACUAUCCGCCACAUCACCAAAGAGAGCUGAACGCAUUCAAGAAUGGUUAUCUACAUGUGACACACGUGAACAAUCAGACCGACAACAUGCUGCUAGUCCAACAACGCAAGUGAAAAUUCGCUGUACAGCGAAGCCGAUUCAUCAUCGUUCUCCAUCGCCUCCCCGUUAUCACGAGUCAAAUCAUUUCCCAUUGAACAACGACGAAGUCGAACCGGGACGCUUUCGCACUUCUUUGAAAAUUCAUCUCGAGACAAACGAAAUGACCCAUCCGUCAACUCGCACGGCAUCUGCAACGUCGAAACCAUAUCCACAACCAUCGCCCACUCACAUGGAAGAACCUGACACGAGCGAUUAUCGAUAUUUUGAACGAAAUACUCUAUCACCCAGUUUCUUACGCGAUCAUCAAGCUGUUUAUCUCUAA
This is a messenger RNA of Adineta ricciae, 2574 nucleotides long. NCBI's taxonomy places the organism in Eukaryota, Metazoa, Rotifera, Eurotatoria, Adinetida, Adinetidae. The record is from the annotation of a GenBank genome assembly.